Didymella exigua CBS 183.55 is the source of this 1191-nucleotide messenger RNA. RefSeq lists its product as uncharacterized. The record is from RefSeq and is a predicted model, not a curated record. The coding region runs from base 194 to 1141 and encodes 315 amino acids. Gene Ontology annotation, molecular function: NAD binding. NCBI's taxonomy places the organism in Eukaryota, Fungi, Ascomycota, Dothideomycetes, Pleosporales, Didymellaceae. The transcript has a single exon.
GCCCCACGUUCAAACGCCGACAAUGCGUCGGCAACUGACGCCCUCUGAGCUCCUCCCCGCGGCUCGCCCAUAAACAUUCUCCCCCCCCCUCCCCCAAUUCCUCCCAAUGCAACGACUCCGGCAAAUUUCUGGCCAUAUUCCUCGCAAAGUGUUUUACACAACCUCACCACCACCACCACCCCAGAAGCCCAUCAUGCCUAAGUUGCUGUACCCCACGUCCCUCACUCUCGACCCCAAGCUGCUCGAGGGCUACAGCGUAGAUCUCGUCCCCUACAAUGUGAAAGAGACAAUUCCCGAAGAGCACACCGACGCCGAGAUCCUGGUCGCGUGGACAAAUUCGGCCGCAAACCUCAAGGACGCCGCAUCGCGCCUGACAAAGCUGCGCUGGAUCCAGUCGCUGGCCGCGGGCCCUAACGACGUGCUAGGCGCAGGCUUCGACCCGUCCAAGAUCACCAUCACAACCGGCUCGGGCCUGCACGACCACACCGUUGCCGAGCAUACGCUGGGGCUGCUGCUCAACGCCGCGCGCCGCUUCUACGAAAUGCGCGACAGCCAGCUGCAGGGCAAGUGGCCCGGCCACCUGGGCGGGCCACAGCCCGACCGCCCGGCGGGCAAGUUCACAACGCUGCAGGACGCCAACGUCGUCGUCUGGGGCUUCGGCAACAUCGCCAAGUGCCUCACGCCGUGGCUGACAGCGUUGGGCGCCAACGUCAAGGGCGUCGCGAGGUCAAAGGGCGUGCGCAACGGUAUCGAGAUCUACGCUGAGGACGAUCUGAAGGACAUCCUGCCCACGACGGACGCGCUCGUCAUGAUUCUGCCGGGCUCGGAUGCGACAAAACACGCGCUCAACGCUGAGAGGCUGAAGCUGCUGCCCAACCACGCGUGGAUUGUCAACGUCGGGCGCGGCACGAGUGUGGACGAGGACGCGCUGGCUGAUGCUUUGGAGCAGGGCACUAUCGGCGGUGCGGCGCUGGACGUCUUCGAGACGGAACCCUACCCCGAGGGUGGCAGGCUGUACAAGACGCCGAACACUAUCGUCAGCCCACAUGCUGCUGGUGGCAGGCCGCAGAACCCGGAGGAUUUGAUUGCGUGGAACCUGAGGAAGUUUUUGGCGGGGCAGGAGUUGAAGAAUGUUAUUUAGAUAGAGCGUAUCGUAGGUUGUUGGUUGUAAUUCAAGAACUAUUCGUCCAA